AUGCGUUCGUGGCAGAUCUGUCGACUCUUUCGCGACAUGGCAACGUGCUCAGCAAGCGCCGAGCGACUGCUUCUGGACAAGGACUGGAUCUCCAACGGCGAGGCGAGCUGCAGAGGUACCGGCAGCGGCGAGUCGUCUUGUGUGACCGAAGUACCGACGUACUACCCGAAUGGCUUGAAUGAGUUCUCGGUACUCGGCAUAGCCUUGGGUGUCCUGAGCGUUGUACUCUUUGGCGCUGUCCUCGGCCUCUACAUCAAGAAGAAGGACCGUCAGAUGGCAGCCUCGCGACCUGCGAUUGAAGCCACCGCAUGCUCGAGCAAGGACGGCGACGACGACGCUAUCGACGACGAUUUUCCCGUCUCUCGAGCCUCCAACUACGUGCGGGACGAUUCGUCCGACGACCACGAGCUUGCACGACGAGCUGCACUAGACGCAUAA
Messenger RNA from Saprolegnia diclina VS20, 438 nucleotides. RefSeq lists its product as hypothetical. The transcript has 2 exons. NCBI's taxonomy places the organism in Eukaryota, Oomycota, Saprolegniomycetes, Saprolegniales, Saprolegniaceae. The record is from RefSeq and is a predicted model, not a curated record. Bases 1 to 438 code for a protein of 145 amino acids.